Hyphopichia burtonii NRRL Y-1933 is the source of this 1284-nucleotide messenger RNA. It is a transcript of the gene RNR21, whose product is annotated as ribonucleotide-diphosphate reductase subunit. NCBI's taxonomy places the organism in Eukaryota, Fungi, Ascomycota, Pichiomycetes, Serinales, Debaryomycetaceae. The record is from RefSeq and is a predicted model, not a curated record. Gene Ontology annotation, biological process: deoxyribonucleotide biosynthetic process. The transcript has a single exon. Bases 1 to 1284 code for a protein of 427 amino acids. Gene Ontology annotation, molecular function: oxidoreductase activity.
AUGUCUGUUCAACAAACUCCAACUAACGGCUUAACUGGUAAAAUCUCUGGGUUAGAUGUUACCACCUCUGAUAAUAAGGGCAAAUCAUUAACUGAUAAAUUAGCUGCUGAAGCUGAAGCUAAAGAUCUCGCUGGUUCUGAUCCAACUAUUGGUAAGAAUGCUAUUGUUAAUCCUUUGACUCCAUCUACUCCUGCUGAUGAUAAAGAAGUUGAAAAAGAAUUGGAAGAAGCUACCAAUGAACAUGCUAACUUUUUAGCACAACAUAAAGUUCAUCGUCAUAAGUUAAAAGCUUUAGAAAAAGAUGAACCAUUACUUAUUGAAAAUACUCGUCGUUUUGUUCUUUUCCCAAUUAAAUAUCAUGAAGUUUGGCAAAUGUAUAAAAAAGCCGAAGCUUCCUUUUGGACUGCUGAAGAAAUUGAUUUAUCAAAAGAUAUGCAUGAUUGGACUAACAGAUUAAGUGAUAAUGAAAGAUUUUUCAUUUCCAGAAUUUUAGCCUUUUUCGCUGCUUCUGAUGGUAUUGUUAAUGAAAAUUUGGUUGAAAAUUUCUCUGCUGAAGUUCAAAUUCCUGAAGCAAAAUGUUUUUAUGGUUUCCAAAUUAUGAUGGAAAACAUUCAUUCAGAAACUUAUUCUCUUUUAAUUGAUACCUAUAUUAAAGAUCCAAAAGAAGCUGAUUUCUUAUUUAAUGCCAUUGAUACUAUUCCUUGUAUUAGAAAGAAAGCUGAUUGGGCUUUAAGAUGGAUUUCUGAUGAUGACGCUUUAUUCGGUGAAAGAUUGGUUGCUUUUGCUGCUGUUGAAGGUAUUUUCUUCUCUGGUUCUUUUGCUUCUAUCUUUUGGUUAAAGAAAAGAGGUAUGAUGCCUGGUUUAACUUUUUCAAAUGAAUUAAUUUGUCGUGAUGAAGGUUUACAUACUGAUUUUGCUUGUUUAUUAUUCUCUCAUUUAGAAAAUAGACCCGAUCAAGUCAUUGUUGAAAAAAUUAUUACUGAAGCUGUUACUAUCGAAAAAGAAUUCUUCACUGAUGCUUUACCAGUUUCCUUAUUAGGUAUGAAUGCUAAAUUGAUGUGUCAAUACGUUGAAUUCGUUGCUGAUAGAUUAUUGGUUGCUUUAGGUAACGAAAAAGUCUAUAACGUUACUAAUCCUUUUGAUUUUAUGGAAAAUAUUUCCUUAGCUGGUAAAACUAACUUUUUCGAAAAAAGAGUUAGUGAUUAUCAAAAAGCUGGUGUUAUGGCUAGUACUACUGAAAGUGCUAGUUCUAAUACUGGAUUCUCCUUUGAUGAAGAUUUUUAA